CCCCAUCACUGCUGCUCUUGUCACCACAUUUGCUGCUGCUGCCCACUGCUGUCCUCAGCCACGUCUCUGUAGACGCCAGUGUGUGAGCAGGAGGAACUCCCCCUCGACCAGCUUCCGCCCAUGACGUACUCCAUCAUCCUGCAGGCUUGCGUCGACUCGUACCGACACCGCAACCUCUCCGCUCACGACCGCUGGUGCAACGCGACUUGGGACAUGGUCUUAUGCUGGCCACCAACACCUGCCGGAGAGAGCGCUCAGUUACCGUGUCCACCGCAUAGGGGCGUAGAUCCUAGCAAGUAUGUGUACAAGCACUGUGACGCGUCGGGGCGGUGGGCUGGCAAGAGCCCGGGGGACUUCACCCUCCCGCAGGGCUGGACCAACUACACGGUCUGCUUCUACGAGGAGAUCCAAAAGCUGAUGAACGACCUGUACAAACGGUCUGAGGAAGACGCACAGUCGAAGCUGGACAUCGCUCAUGGCACGCGCAUCAUGGAAAUGGUGGGCUUAAGCCUCUCCCUGACUUCCCUCUGCAUCUCCCUCGCCAUAUUUUUCUACUUCAGGUAAGCAAGCUCUUCAGUAGUCGAGCAAGAAUCACAAAU
This is a messenger RNA of Penaeus monodon (black tiger shrimp), 599 nucleotides long. RefSeq names its product calcitonin receptor-like protein 1. NCBI's taxonomy places the organism in Eukaryota, Metazoa, Arthropoda, Malacostraca, Decapoda, Penaeidae. Gene Ontology annotation, molecular function: G protein-coupled peptide receptor activity. Bases 121 to 564 code for a protein of 147 amino acids. The record is from RefSeq and is a predicted model, not a curated record. Gene Ontology annotation, cellular component: plasma membrane. The transcript is spliced from 5 exons. Gene Ontology annotation, biological process: adenylate cyclase-modulating G protein-coupled receptor signaling pathway.